ACCUUCACACUGGUUCCGCGUGUUGAUACCGAAGAGAGAGGAUCUAGGAGAAACAAGUUCUUCACACCGACACGAACCCAAACUCAGGCCCAAAUAAGAGGAAGAUGGACAUGAAGAAGAGGGUCUCCUUAGAGCUGAGGCACCGGUCGCCGACAGAAGUCCAGGAGCUGGUCCUGGAUAACUGUCGCUCCGGCGAGGGGAAGAUCGAAGGAAUCACAGCAGAGUUCUCGAACCUGGAGCUGCUCAGCCUCAUUAACGUCGGCCUGACCAGCGUAGCAGACAUCCCCAAACUGGACAAACUCAAAAAGCUGGAGCUGAGCGACAACAGGAUAUCAGGCGGCCUGGAGGUCCUGGCCGAGCGGCUGGUGAACCUAACGCACCUCAACCUCAGUGGAAAUAAGUUCAAAGACAUCAGCACCCUGGAGCCGCUGAAAAAGCUGCCCCAGCUGAAGAGUCUCGACCUGUUUAACUGCGAGGUGACCAACCUGGCCGACUACAGGGAGUCCAUCUUCAAGCUCCUCCCCCAGCUCAUCUACCUGGACGGCUACGACAUCGACGACUGCGAGGCCUCCGACUCUGACGGUGAGGGGGACGGCGUCGAGGAUGAGGACGAAGAAGAGGGCGAGUCGGAGGACUUUGAGGAAGAGGAGGAGGAGGAUGAAGAGGACGUAGUGGCUGAAGAUGACGACGAUGAUGAUGACAGCGGUGACGAUGAGGACGGAGAGGUGAACGGAGACGUGGACAGUGAGGACGAUGACGAGGAUGAGGACGAUGACGAGGAGGAUGAUGAAGACUCGUCUCCGGCCAAAGGAGAGAAAAGGAAGAGGGACCCUGAAGAUGAGGAUGAUGAAGAUGAUGAUUAAGGACCCGUGGACACCCCGCAAACCCCUUGACCCCCUCGUCCGUUAACCUCCACCUUCGCCCUACAUGACCUCUCCAAAUCCCCAACCAACGCUCGCCCUCCUCCUCCUCCCACACUCGGUCGACUCCUGGGCUGCGUCUCAUUUCUCAAACUGGUUUCCUUCCCGCGCUCUUGUCAGCCCGCCUCCCACAGAGCGAAGCACCUGUCGGACAACUUCCGUUAAUCUAUAAAAUUAAGUUUACAUGUUUCUUAAUUUUUUCUUUCUUCUUCUUUUUUUUUUUUUUACCCUUUUCGUCUCUCAAAACUUUGUUCCAAGCCCUGACUUUUGAAAUUCAUAUUUUCACCAGACCCCAGUUAUUCCUCGAGUCCGCAGAGAGACGAACGUCUAAUAACAUUUUAAAAGUCACAAGUUCCCGCUAAGAGCUCAACCUGGAUUAACUUCCUGUUGCUAAUUAUUACUGUCUGGCAUCUUUCGCGAGAGCUUCAAAUUCACAAAUCAGAUCAGAACAAUUAUUUUCAUGAUCAAUUAAUCUGCCCGUUGUUGUCGUGUCGAAUCAUUUUGUCUGUAAAAUGUGAGAUUAGUGUGAAAAAUGCUCAUUAUGAUUUCCCAGAGCAGAAAGCGACGUGUUUGUUUCAUCCACACCGUCCAAGCCCAAAACCCCAAAGAGAAUCCGGUAACGCUCACAUAUGACAACGGACAGCAGAGUUUUAGAGGCUGAAACCAAACGAUCUUUGGAAGUUUUGUUUUAAAAAAGACUUGAUUAUCAGAUUAAUUGUAUCCUGUCAGUCGCCUGAUGGUUUCAGCCCUUCAACACCUUGUUGCUCAUUAAUUACAAAAUAUGGAGCAACAUUGAGCAUCACAAAGGCGAAAUUUGGACCCAACUGAUUUCAUUUAAUUUCCCAAAAGCCGCUCUUAUCUUUAUUGAUUUUGGUGUUAAAUCUGGUAAAGAAUAUGUAUGAAAGAGAAGCCUUGUGGGUAAUUUGAACUCUAAAUCUUGACCGCGGUAAUAGGAAGUAAAUGCAUCACGAGUCACAAGAAGCUGAAAAACGAAGCAUCACAGAGGCGAGACAGAAGAUUAAGUUACUCUGUGUAGUUUUCUUCUUUCUUUUUUUCUAAGAUUACAAACUGUCUCGAUCACGGGAGACGACGUUGAUUUAUAUAAUAAUAAUAAAAAAAUCACUUUUCUUUUUGUCGCUAUGCAAUGUCAAAAAAAUAGUUUUGACAAGAAAAAUAAUAAGUUUGUGUUGCGUCUGAAGGAGGCGGAACAAGAGCUCGCGGGAGUUAAACGGCACAUUUAGGAAGUAAAACCAAACCCUUUAUUCCUCCUUUUCAUUUCCCCCCCACCCCAAAUGUCCCCAUGUGUGACAUCGCCACUCUGGGACUGAACCAGCAGCUAUGAUGUCAUCACUGCGCUCCCAGCAGGCUCUGUGAUGUCAUCAAUGGACAGUCAAACCUAGUGAACCCCCCCUCACCUUAAACCUCCAUCCCCCCCGCGGCCGAGCGCGCUCAGGGCAAACUGUGUUCUCUCUUUUUUGCCAACAGAGCUUUUUAAAAGAAAUAUUUUUUCAGAGAAAUUUUUUUGUUUCAUUUUGUAUUGUUGUCUGGGGUCUCUCUCUCUCCCUCCCCCCCUCUCUCCUUCCCUCUAUCUCCCCCGUCCCUGCUCAGUAGAGAGAUCCAGCUGAUCCUUCACACUUACACUGACUAGUUGUUGAGGUUGUGUUUUUCUUUCCUUUUAUUUUUUUUUACUUUCUGUAAGUUAAAGGAAAAACAAACAAAAAAAACACACAAAAAGGACUUUGUAAAUAAAAUCUUAACAUUUUGCUCCUGG
Messenger RNA from Micropterus salmoides (largemouth bass), 2691 nucleotides. Its product is annotated as acidic leucine-rich nuclear phosphoprotein 32 family member B-like. The coding region runs from base 105 to 863 and encodes 252 amino acids. The record is from RefSeq and is a predicted model, not a curated record. Gene Ontology annotation, molecular function: histone binding. Gene Ontology annotation, biological process: regulation of apoptotic process. The transcript is spliced from 7 exons. Gene Ontology annotation, cellular component: nucleus. NCBI's taxonomy places the organism in Eukaryota, Metazoa, Chordata, Actinopteri, Centrarchiformes, Centrarchidae.